AUGCCGUCUGCAGGUGCUACAUACGAGGAGCGGUCUUCGGAUCCGGAGCUCUCAUCCAACGCGUCGGAUUCCGGCGACGAGUCCGAUUACCUCGACAGCGCCGCUGCCAGGAAACGGCGUCGCACUUCUCCCGAGCUUCAAGUUGGAGAAGACGAGAGCGAUCAGGACGACGACGAUGUUGAUGAUGAUGACGAGGACGACGAAGAAGACAAAGAUGGUGGCAGCAAGGUACCGAAAUUGGUAGUGCCUGCCAUAGCUGUGCCCUCUCGAAUCAAGCGAAAUGUCGAAAAGAGAGCAGACACACCUGUCAGCAAACCCUCAGGCACCUCGCAAUCGCAACCAUUACCGCAAUCGCAGAAUCCCAUUCUGGCACCCACCGAUCCAAAUACCACCUUUGCUGCCCUCAACGUGCGGCCAUGGCUUGUCCAGUCGCUCGGGAACAUGGCCAUCAGACGGCCAACCGGCAUUCAAAAGGGCUGCAUACCCGAGAUAUUGAAGGGGAGGGACUGCAUAGGAGGCAGCAGAACAGGUUCGGGAAAGACGGUGGCCUUUGCCGUCCCCGUGCUUCAGAAGUGGGCAGAGGAUCCAACCGCCAUCUUUGCUGUCGUCCUGACGCCCACCCGAGAGCUUGCCCUGCAAAUCUACGAGCAGUUCAAGGCGAUUUCGUCUCCACAGAGCCUCAAGAUCAUCCUUGUCACCGGCGGCGCCGACAUGCGAUCGCAAGCCAUUGCGCUCGCCCAACGACCACAUGUCAUCAUUGCGACUCCGGGCCGUCUGGCAGACCACAUUAGGACAUCUGGAGAGGACACCAUCUGCGGGCUUCGCAGAGUACGCUACGUGGUUCUCGACGAAGCAGAUCGGCUCCUGCAUGCCGGUGGGAAAGGCAGUAUGCUGCCCGACGUCGAGGAAUGCCUAUCAGUCUUGCCGCCUGCCACUCAGAGACAGACGCUUCUCUUCACGGCAACCAUCACGCCAGAGGUGCGAGCGCUCAAGGAGCUGCCGCAGCGGCCUGGAAAGCCUCCCGUCUUCGUCUGCGAGGUGGACACGCAGAUGCUGGCCAUCCCGGCAACCCUGAGCCAGAAGCACGUGCAGAUUCCCGUCACCCACAAGGAGCACUAUCUCCACGUGUUCCUGCUCACCGAGGCCAACGUCAACAAGACGGUCAUCAUCUUUUGCAACCGUACAACGACAGCCGAGUACCUCCACCACCUGCUGCGAUUGCUGGACCACCGCGUCACCUCUCUGCACUCCAAGCUGCCCCAGAGACAGCGGACGGACAAUCUCGCCCGCUUCCGAGCUUCGGCGGCUAGGAUCUUGGUGGCGACGGACGUGGCAGCUCGAGGUCUUGAUAUUCAAGAAGUCAGCUUGGUCAUCAACUACGACGUCCCUCGAGACCCGGACGACUACAUCCACCGAGUGGGACGUACUGCCCGUGCGGGCCGCAAGGGUGAGGCCGUCACGCUGGUGGGCCAGCGAGACGUGGAGCUGGUCCUGGCUAUUGAAGAGCGCGUGGGCAGGAAGAUGGAGGCUUGGGAAGAGGAGGGCGUCAACCUGGAGACGAGAGUGAUCCGAGAUGCGCUCAAGGUGGUUAGCGAGAAGAAGCGAGAGGCGUUGCUGGAGAUGGAGGAAGGGAGGGAGGUUGGUGGCAAGAGGAAGAAGACGAAGCAGAAGCUUCAGGCAUAG
Messenger RNA from Trichoderma reesei QM6a, 1683 nucleotides. RefSeq lists its product as uncharacterized. The transcript has a single exon. The record is from RefSeq and is a predicted model, not a curated record. Gene Ontology annotation, molecular function: ATP binding; RNA helicase activity; nucleic acid binding. NCBI's taxonomy places the organism in Eukaryota, Fungi, Ascomycota, Sordariomycetes, Hypocreales, Hypocreaceae. Bases 1 to 1683 code for a protein of 560 amino acids.